GUGCUAUCUGUAGUAGUACAGUGUGUCCACGGCUCGGCUCGGCGGCGAGUACACGCGCGGCGACCCUGGCGACCCGGCCACCGCCCGCACAUGCGCACUCCGCGCUACCCACAACACAAAUCACAAAAUGACGACGCCGGACACCGCUACGUAUUAACUCGCUAAAAAUAUUCAAGAAAAACCCACAAAAGUGAAAAUUAUUAAACUAUUUACUACAAUCCCCGUACUUUGUUUAACAAUAUCGUUCAGUACGCGAAUAGACACACACGCACGCGCGGUUCCAUGUCAAAACAAACCAGUGCUUUUGCGAUGUAAACAUGAGCGAACGUAAGAUCGUGCUUUUUAUUCUAUCCGUGAUUGUAUACAGUAUUUACAGUGUUCAAAUGUGGUUUUUGAAACGAAAUGUGGAAGCUAACGUUGUACAGCAGAAUAUUUCUGAAGCUGCAAUCACGGUCGAAGAAAAUCAAUCAGGUCCAGAAAUUGUACCGCAAGCAUUAAAAGCCAUCGUAAAACCAAAAGUCAUUCCACUGUUUAUAAAAGAUGCAUGCAGCAUCUUAGAAGUGUUUACUGAAAAACCAACUUUGACGGAGCGCAAACAUAAACAUCGUUUGCGUAUCGAAGAUAAUAAUACGCUGACCGUGAUUGGAAUCACUGUGUUCCUGUUGAUCUUAUUGCUCAAUGCAAUACUCGACGUAUUAAAAGUGAAAGAAGAAGAACGAGCAAGAAGGAAACUGAACCCAGAUGGAGAAAGGAGACAAUCGUUAGCAGAAUUUGCUAACAAAAAACCCUUGCGUAGGGAAUCAAGCAAGUUUGGACUGCAGCUAUUUCAGAUAGCUGAAACAUACCCAAAUUCCGAGGAAGAGAAAAAGGAUAAUACACGUCAAACUAGACCUUAUAGGAGAGGAGAUUCUACCAACUCAUACCUGAGUGAAACGCAAAAGAAGUCUCAAGAAGGAUCGGCUCCAGCGUCAAUCGCCGAGACCCCGGCUGGAGAUGCGAGACUUGUGAAAAGGCAAUCCGUAGCCAGACUCUUUGGAGGUCGUCCGACAACGAUGGUGCGCCGCUCUUCAUACCCAGCUCUGCCUCUCAAUCCUGAGAUCCAAGCGUUGAUGUUGGGGCACCGGCAGACAUCAGUUGACAGCGACGAUGAGAGCGACCCUAGAGGGCGCCGCGUUCGCCUCAUUCGUAGGUUUUAAAUAACUCACUAUUCGCCGCGACUGAUGCAUUUACUCAUGUCAUGGUUAUCACUUGUAUAAGUAGGUAUAAUUGCAAUUACACUCUUACUGCCGCACUUAGAGACAUUUAAAGAUUACUUAAACUAUUCCUUAGUACC
Spodoptera frugiperda (fall armyworm) is the source of this 1333-nucleotide messenger RNA. RefSeq lists its product as uncharacterized. The coding region runs from base 318 to 1196 and encodes 292 amino acids. Lineage: Eukaryota; Metazoa; Arthropoda; Insecta; Lepidoptera; Noctuidae. The record is from RefSeq and is a predicted model, not a curated record. The transcript is spliced from 2 exons.